AUGAAGCUCUCGAAUACCCAAAUAGGCUCCCAGCCAACUUCUCCCGAAACCAAAACUUUCGAGCCAAUCGCAGUCGUCGGCUUUGGCUUUAAAUUCCCCCAAGAUGUAACAAACGCAGAGAGCUUAUGGAAACUCCUCAUUGAGCGUCGGUCGACCAUGACCGAGAUUCCCAAGAACCGAUGGAACAUUGAUGGAUUCUAUAAGGAGAAUGGUCAUCGACCUGGCACUGUGAAGAAUCGCGGUGGCCAUUUUCUAUCCGACGAUCCAGCACGCUUCGAUGCACCGUUCUUCUCUAUUCAACCGGCUGAGGCAGAAUGCAUGGAUCCACAGCAGCGCUUACUGCUCGAAACGAGUUACCAUGCUCUCGAAAAUGCUGGUAUUCCUAUGCAAGAUGCUGUGGGCACUCGAACAUCAGUUCACGUGGGCUGCUUAUUACAGGAGUAUAGCCAAAUUUCUCAGAGAGAUGCACAAAUGCCUGGUGACUAUCGUAUCGUCGGCUCAAGUGGUCUAGCUAUGUUAUCAAACCGUUUGAGUUGGUUUUAUGAUUUCAGCGGACCCAGCAUGACGGUGGAUACAGCCUGCUCUGGUGGUCUUGUUGCUCUUCAUCUUGCAUGCCAGGAGUUACUUGCAGGAAACGUUAACAUGUCUCUUGUGUGCGGCACCAACUUGUGUCUGCUCCCAGACUCGACGGCCCUAUUAAGCAGUCUCAACAUGAUGUCCAAAGACAGUGUAUGCUACUCUUUCGACGAGAGAGCUUCAGGCUAUGCGCGAGGCGAGGGGUUUGGAGUUCUGGUUCUCAAGCGGCUUUCAGAAGCUAUUGCCGACGGAAACAACAUCCGCGGUGUGAUUCGGUCGACUGGUUGCGGCCAAGAUGGCAACACUCCGAGUAUUACAUCGCCUAGCCAAUCCGCACAGGAGCGCCUCAUUCGCGAGACGUAUGCAAGAGCCGGUCUCAGUCUUGACGAAACUCGCUACUUCGAAGCCCAUGGAACUGGUACAAAGGCUGGAGACCCGUGCGAAGCUGCCGCUAUCAAUAGUGUAUUUUCUGCUCGGACGCCUGAAGACCCGAUUUUCGUUGGCGCACUCAAAUCCAACAUGGGUCACCCUGAAGGCGCUAGUGGUAUCGCUGGGGUCAUCAAGACGUUACUUGUACUCGAGAAUGGUAUCAUCCCGCCGAAUGUUUAUCCUGAGCGCAUCAACCCUGCCGUUACGGCCGCUGGACCGAACUUGCGAUUCCCGCUGAAACCCGUAUCAUGGCCGACGAGUGGAGUCCGACGUGCGAGCGUGAAUUCUUUCGGAUACGGUGGAACGAAUGCACACGUUGUUAUCGAUGAUGCACUCAACUUUCUCCGCGAGCAGGGUCUAGAAGGAAGACAAUGCACUGCAGAUGUCCGAAUGAUUGAGGAAGCAAAACACGUCCAUCCCUGCAACAAUUCGACCCUGAGCCGCACUUCCAGCAACGAGAAUGGCUCCGAAAUUAUGCCUUCUGGUAGCACAACCUGUGGCCACACGCCUUCUGGUUCUGCAGGUGAUUACGACGAAAGCAAUACUUUCCCUAAUGAAAACAGCAAACAUACCCCGAAGCUAUUGGUGGUCUCUGCUUUCGAUGAACGAGCAGUGAGCCGAUCAAUUGAUGCCUUGAAGAAGUGGAUGAGCGAUCACUUGGAUGAUGAGAAUCGCCGCCAAACACUCAACGAUAUCGCAUAUACUCUGGCAGAGAAACGUACCAAAUUUCCAUGGAAGAGUACUUGCGUGGCUUUCUCAGAUACCCAGCCUGAAUUGACAUGGUCUCCGCCUGUAAGGUCGAAGCCCAAUACAAAUAUCUGUUUCGUGUUCACCGGGCAAGGCGCACAAUGGCAUGGAAUGGGUCGCGAACUCAUGCGAUACGAUGUUUUCUCAAAAGCGAUGCGAGAAGCUGACCAGUACUUUCGAUCGCUGGGAAGUUCGUGGUCUUUGAUAGAUGAAAUAUGCAACAAAUCGGAGAGCGAAACAGCUAUCCACAAACCGGAACUUAGCCAGCCGAUAUGCACAGCUCUCCAGGUUGCAAUAGUUGACUUGCUAACUUCCUGGAAAAUCCGAGCAUCUAUUUCAGUAGGCCAUUCGUCUGGCGAGAUCGCUGCUGCAUACGCUAGCCACGCGAUCUCACGCGAAUCUGCAUGGAUGAUUGCAUACUUCAGGGGUCUUGCGGUCAGCAUCACUCAGUCAUUAAGCCCAUCGAACGGUGCCAUGGUUGCUGUUCAGGCCCCGUUGGACUCCUGGAAGCACUUAAUGGAUAAGCAGAAUGAAUCACAUGUGGAAGACCCCAUUGUCAUAGCCUGCUACAACAGUUUGCGCAGCUUUACACUUUCUAGUCCUCGCGACGCUAUUCAUCAGCUUUCAUCGACACUGAAAGAAGCAAAUAUCGAAGUACACAUCCUCAAAGUUGAUGUUGCAUACCAUUCUCAUCACAUGAAGCCAGUAGCUGGAAUCUACGACAAGCUUCUUCGAAAGAUCGAGCCCGGUGAACCGCUCGACGAUCAGCCCUCUUUCGUGUCCACCGUCACCGGAAAACCCUUGGAUCAACUCGCUGAACUGAGAACUGCGGCUUACUGGAACAGGAAUCUUACUGGCUCUGUCAAAUUCUCAAUCGCCGUGGAAGGAAUCUGUACAAGACCGGAUACAUCAUCAUGUUAUUUUGUUGAAAUCGGACCCCACUCUGCUUUGCGCUCUCCUCUCAGCGAUAUCCUCAAAGCUGCAGAGAGAGACGUCAAAUCUGAAUAUGUUUCAGUCUUGCGUCGCAAUCAUGCGGCAGAUAUCACAGCCAUGCAGUGCGCAGGAAAACUGCAUACCAUUGGGACAUCUGUCGAUAUCUCGGCAGUCAAUAAUAUCCGCAGUUCUGAUUCAAAGCUUCUCACAUCCCUUCCUAGCUAUCAAUUUGAAGACAAGAAGAGAUAUUGGCUAGAAGGUCGAACAAGUAUCCAAUACCGCCAAACCAAGUUUGUGCAUCACGAGCUACUUGGGUCCCGCACACCCGACUGGAACGAACUGGAGGCACGCUGGACGAACCGCAUCCUUCUAGACCAAUCACCGUAUUUGAAAGACCACAUAAUAAACGGUCUUUGUCUCAUGCCGGCAGCAGGCAUGCUAGUCAUGGCUAUCGAGGCAGUGCGCCAGUUUUACGGUGAAGCAGGUGCCGAUGCUUCCGGAUACAGAAUGAAAGAUGUUUCGUUCACGAAACCGAUGACACUAUCUGAGAAUCCCCGAGGAACGGAGAUACAACUUAUGCUACGUCCCAGAAGUGUAGGUGCGCGAGAAGCGAAACCAGGAAGUUCGUGGAGCCAUUUCUCGCUCUAUGUGUAUGAGAAUGAUACAUGGCAUCUUUGCUGCUCUGGCUCUAUUUCAAUCACAUACGAUAGCCCAAGCGAGACUUCAACUGAACAGACUCAAAGGUCUGAGAAAUUUAUCACGGCUGCAAAGCAGUGCCGCACUGACAUCAGCCACGAGGAAAUCUACAAUGCGUUUAACAAGGCAGGGCUAUCCUACGGUGCCACUUUCCGCAGCAUGUACGAUGUCAAGUGGGAUGGGCAGAGUCAGCAAGCAAUAGCAUCAGUCGGCCUUGCCGAAUGGCAGAAACAUGCGAAAUUCACAUAUACAGAUGCCCAUUUGAUUCACCCCGCUGCGCUAGACACCAUCUUGCAAACGACAUUCCCUGCCUAUUCAAUUUUCUCCAAGAAUGCGUCUGCAACAACAGUACCCACAGGCUUUACCAACGCCUGGUUUUCGUCCAAUCUGCUGCGCGCAUCGAACGAAGCAAAAAGUGUAAAAGUGAACGCGCAAGUCAAGGGUUGUGGGUUCCGGAACAAGCUGUUUGAUGUCACUGCAGCGGACGAGCAGGAUCAAGAGCUUUACUUUUACGGGGAGUUGGAGACUUCGACGAUUGGAAGAAGCGGUGCAGCUGCGGAUGAGGGAGAAGUACCGCCGACUUUAUAUCGCAUUGAUUGGCAACCGGCCAGCUUCUCCGAUUUGACUCCGGAAGAGAGAGAAUCACUUUACUCUGACUUACCGUUCUACGUUGUGUACGACGAGUGUGACUCUCUGCAAAGUAAUCUAGCAGAUCUGCUUGGAAAGGUCGCACUCUCACACUGUAAUACUUCGUUAAUCCCAAUAUCUUGGAAAUCCGUUCCUGAGAAAGAUUUAUCCAAGGCUACCUAUGUGUUUCUUCCUGGACUAGAUGGGACGCUCUUGCGCCUCAUGCAAGACGAAGAUUUGAACAAAAUCAAAAAACUCCUCUCCACAGCUGACGCACUCAUCUGGCCUACGCUUCAACAUUCAGCAUUAGACCAGAGUCCUACAGAAGGUCUUGUAUCAGGCCUUGUUCGUACGCUAGCCACGGAAUCCGAAGACUAUCAUCUUAUCAGUGUUAGUCUGAAUCGCGAGAAUGGGUUCGAGAAGUUGGCGGGUAAUAUCAUGGCAAUCUUAGACGCAAAGCUCGCGGAUCAGACUAGUGAUCCUGAAGAUGAGUAUUGGGAAGUUGAUGGCGUUCUCUGCACACCACGGGUAGUCGAUGAUGCAGAGCUGGCCGCGACAGUACUGCCACAGUCCAAAGAUGUCGCGACUACUGUUUCCAAACCAUGGAGUGAACUUAAAAAUCCAGUUCUCACAAUCGGAGCUGCGGGCAUCCUCAACACGCUGCACUACGAGCAAGAUGAUACCCAAAACGACACGCUUGGAAGCGACGAUGUCCUUGUACAAGUCAAAGCAGUAGGCCUCAACCUUCGCGACGUUCAAGUCGCACUAGGCCAGAUCCACGACGACGCCUUUGGCAGCGAAAUUGCAGGCAUCGUACUGCGAACCGGAUCACGCAGCGCUUCACAUUUCCAACCCGGAGAUCGCAUCUUCGGCAUCACACGCAACGGCGUUGCACAAACCGCGGUGAGUAGCUACAAGCAGCUGCGCAAGAUACCAGAGAAAAUGGACUUUUCAGAGAAUCUGAGCUUUGCCGAAGCAGCUGCGAUCCCUGUAGCUUUCUGCACGGCGUACUAUGCCCUGAUGCAAGUUGCGGGUGUCAAGCUCGGCGACAAUGUACUCAUUCACGAUGCGACUAGUGCGCUGGGGCAUGCCGCUUUCAAGAUGUGUAUACAUCGGGGAUGCACGAACAUCUUUACAGUGGUUGAGUCUGAAGAGCAGGCGGAUUGCUUGCUUCGCUAUGGGCCCAUUACCAGGUCCUCUAUUUUCGUUACUGGGGAUCCGAAUCUCGAGUACGAAAUCCGGCGUCAGACUGAGGGUAGAGGUAUAGAUAUCAUUUUGGGCUCUACGGAGGACUUAAAGAGUUCAAGCGGCUGUAUUGCGUCGUUUGGACGCAUAGUUGAUGUUGGGGAGAAGCAUGCUUUUGCUUCUACGGCGAGCCGUCCAAAAGAGAAUUCGUUACCGGCAGUGGUGACGAAUAAGAAUGUCACAUUCGCCAAUAUCAACUUCCAGGAACUAGCGGAAAGCCGUUUGUUUGAAGGGAUCUUCAAGAAUGUCUGCGAGAUGAUUGACGACAGUCGUCUCAUGCCACAAGUGUCGCUGGCUGUGUUCAAGCAAAGCGAGGCCGAGAAGGCUUUCCGUGCUCUGCAAGACAAGGACACUAUGGCUAAAAUUGUAAUUGAAAUGGACAGCGAUGAAGUUGUCGAGAUGGAAGUUGCAUCGAGUCCUUCCAAGCUACUCUUCCAUGAAGACGCGAGCUAUCUUGUCGCGGGUGCUUUCGGUGGUAUAGGCCAAAGCAUCGUCCAGUGGAUGGUGCAGCAAGGCGCCCGGUACUUGAUACUGCCAUCACGUUCUCCAGUCGAAGGGACCGGAUCUGAUCGCGAGCACUUCAUACAAGAGCUCCAGGAACAAGGCGCCACCGUCAAAGCACCAGUAUGUGAUAUCGCCGACAAACACCAGCUCCAAAGCAUGCUGGAUUCUCUCCGCGAUCUCCCAGACAUCAGAGGCUGCAUCCAAGCAGCAAUGGUAAUGCGCGAUUCAUCCUUCACCAACAUGUCAGUCGAAAAGUGGCAUCAGUCUCUCGCCCCCAAAGUCGACGGCUCCUGGAACCUCCACCAGCUCCUCCCUCCCAACCUCGACUUCUUCGUCAUGCUCUCCUCCUCAACAGGCAUAAUGGGCUCCUUCGGCCAAUCGAACUACACAGCCGGAAACACCUACCAAGACGCCCUCGCCGCCCACCGCAUGCGCCACGGCCAGCGCGCCCACACGCUCGCCCUCAGCAUGGUAACAGGCGUCGGCUACGUCGCGCAAAACGAGCAAGUCCAAGCUCUCCUGCGCGUUCGGGGUAUGCUGGAAGAAGUAUCCAUGCAAGACAUCUUCUCCUUACUCCAAUUCUGCUGCGAUCCCAGCCGCGUAGAUAAUAGCAGUGUGGGUUCGCAAAUCAUCACGCCACUAACUCUCCCUGCGGAUCUCCGUGCUAUGGGUAUCGUGGCUCCCCUCGGCAGUACGAGACCAAUCUACCACUACCUCGACACGCUCCCUGCGCGUAUCUCCAGCACCGCCGAAACAGAUAAAUCGCGGCCCUCGCACUUGCUGUCCGAAGCAAAGUCUCUGGCGCAAGCCACGGAUAUCAUUGUUGGGGCCAUCCAAACGCAGCUGUCUAGUCUGCUGGUUGUAAGCAAAGACGAUAUCGACCCGCAGAAAGCGAUUUAUCGGUACGGCGUCGAUUCGCUGGUGGCGGUGGAGAUGCGAAAUUGGUUUUCCAAGGCGGUAGGGGCGGAUGUGGCGACGGCGGAUAUCAUGAGUGAUGUUAGUAUUUGGUUGUUGGCGGUCAAGGUUGCGGGGACGAGUCGGUUUGUGAGGGAUGAGGUGAAGGAGUAG
Molecule: messenger RNA, 6825 nt
Organism: Bipolaris oryzae ATCC 44560
Lineage: Eukaryota; Fungi; Ascomycota; Dothideomycetes; Pleosporales; Pleosporaceae
Exons: 4
Coding region: 1-6825 (2274 amino acids)
Biological process (GO): secondary metabolite biosynthetic process; fatty acid biosynthetic process
Molecular function (GO): phosphopantetheine binding; fatty acid synthase activity; oxidoreductase activity
Source: RefSeq, a predicted model, not a curated record